This is a messenger RNA of Orbicella faveolata, 1494 nucleotides long. Its product is annotated as HMG box-containing protein 1-like. Lineage: Eukaryota; Metazoa; Cnidaria; Anthozoa; Scleractinia; Merulinidae. Gene Ontology annotation, cellular component: nucleus. Gene Ontology annotation, molecular function: DNA-binding transcription factor activity, RNA polymerase II-specific; RNA binding; protein binding. Gene Ontology annotation, biological process: regulation of transcription by RNA polymerase II. The record is from RefSeq and is a predicted model, not a curated record.
UCACAAAUUAUCUCGAUACCAGAGUCGAGAGUUUUCUUGCUAUAUUCUUAAGUCAGAAGAAACGUAAAAACAUACGCGAAAGCUUACCACUAAAGCGAGCAGAUCUUAUUAUUCAUUCACAGCGCGAAAUUGAAGUCUUGUUUUCGACCCUGAAAAACCCACCCUUUCCGUUAGCUCAGGGGACAAAACUAUAUAUAAGAGCCCUGGUUCUUAUUCCCUGCCUUAUUCUCUGCCACGCUAGCGCUGUGAAAAAAUCGUCAAGAGAAUCUCGCAACUCUCACCAUUUGAUCACGUAACGUGACAACAUCCACCCGAGAACCCACGACAUGUGCGCGAAUUCGCGCGGAUAUAUAUCGUCCAGAUGGCGCAAUUUCUUCUAAAAAUAGAAAAAUUGUCCCAUAUCAUAGGUGCGCGCGGAUCCCAAGACUUACGGUCUCUGUCCCCCAUUAUGGUUCCUGCUGGACAUUUCUCAAAGGUUUUGCAAAUAUUCCUAAAGCGUUCAGAAAUAUUUGGAACUGAUUUGAAUAAUCUUCGGUUGAUGCUCGAUAACAUUCGGAAAUCUUCGGCUGAUCUUCGGUGAUCAGAAUACAUUUUGACAUGCCACGUAUCGGUGUUGCUUGAUUAAAAACCAAAUUGUCACUUCGUAUACAGGCCUAUCUCGGUGGUUGGUAGGAAAAUAACUGAUCCCCGCAGCUAGAAGUUACGUAGUUAUGGUUAACACUUAGGUCUUUCUUUGAACAGGAUUUUCAGACGAGCAACUGGCAACGGGUUUUAGAAACCAGUUCAGAAGCUCCAACACAAACAGCGCUAUCACAAGACGUGCCAGUUGAGAAGUGGCGCUGUUUUAUGGCGGGAACCAAAGUCAAUUUCCCGGAUGAAAAUAACUGGACUUGGAGAACUGUUGGCGAUUUAGACAUGGAGGACAUUUUAGCAGAUCUGUUUCAAGAUGGACUUCAAGUGGUUGAUUAUGAGAGAAUUAACGCAAAACACAAUGAAAACAGCGAGGAAUCCAUCGUCUCCUUUAAAUCGUGUAACGACCAAACGAGCCUGCAAGCGGAGAUCACCGCGGACCAUCCAUUCUUUGUCAGGGGAAUAGACAGGCCAAGUUGGGCUUCGUUCAAUCCUGCUGCCACUGAAUUGCGUUAUGGGAUAAGCUGUCAGGUAUUACAAAGGGGUGACGUUUGUGUGUUGCCAUGUGACUCAGAUGUUCUUGGAAUUUUUUACCGAACGCAAUGUGUAGGCGACAAAAAAUCGUCUGAAUUCACUGCUAUGGAUUCAGCAGCGGCACUUACACUUAGCACCAUGGCUAAGGAUAAAGAAGAACACAGCCACCGCCGAACCAAGCUUCUCUCAGAGUCUCAUUGUCAUUCAAGCCCAGUGAAAAGAAACGACACACAUCAGUUUACCAAGAGGCCAAUGAACGCAUUCAUGUUGUUUGCUAAACGCUUUCGAGUGGAAAUAGCCCAGACCCACCCUGGUAAAGAUAACAGGUAA